UUCCCUAUCAGCAGAACCCCUACACCCCUGGGAGCAGCUCCACCGUCAUCCAGUGCUACCGCUGUGGGGACACCUGCAAGGGCGAGGUGGUGCGAGUCCAGAGCAACCACUUCCACAUCCGCUGCUUCACCUGCCAAGUGUGCGGCUGUGACCUGGCCCAGUCUGGCUUCUUCUUCAAGAACCAGGAGUACAUUUGCACUCACGACUACCAGCAGCUCUAUGGGACCCGCUGCGACAGCUGUGGGGACUUCAUCACUGGAGAGGUCAUCUCAGCCCUUGGCAGGACCUACCACCCCAAGUGCUUUGUCUGCAGCACAUGCAGGAAGCCGUUCCCCAUUGGAGACAAGGUCACGUUCAGCGGGAAGGACUGCGUGUGCCAGAACUGCUCCCACUCUCUCAUCAGCACCAAACCCAUCAAGAUCCAUGGGCCCAGCCACUGCGCAGGCUGCAAGGAGGAGAUCAAGCAAGGCCAGUCCCUCCUGGCCCUGGAGAAGCAGUGGCACGUCAGCUGCUUCAAGUGCCAAACAUGCGGGAUCAUCCUCACCGGCGAGUACAUCAGCAAGGAUGGCAUCCCGUACUGCGAGUCCGACUACCAUGCCCAGUUUGGCAUCAAGUGCGAGACCUGCGACCGGUACAUCAGUGGCAGGGUCCUGGAGGCAGGAGGGAAGCACUACCACCCUACCUGCGCCAGAUGUGUCCGCUGCCACCAGAUGUUCACGGAAGGAGAGGAGAUGUACCUCACAGGCUCGGAAGUGUGGCACCCCAUCUGCAAGCAGGCAGCCAGAGCGGAGAAGAAGCUAAAGCACAGAAGGACAUCAGAAACCUCCAUCUCGCCCCCUGGUUCCAGCAUCGGCUCCCCAAACCGUGUCAUCUGUGCUAAAGUGGAUAAUGAGAUCCUUAAUUACAAAGACCUGGCAGCUCUUCCCAAGAUUAAAGCCAUCUAUGAAGUGCAGCGUCCUGACCUCAUUUCCUACGAGCCCUAUCACAGAUACACGUCGGAUGAGACACUGGAGAGAUAUAGCUAUGGGGAGUCCCUGGGGACCCUCUCCCCGUACUCACAGGACAUCUAUGAGAGCUUUGACAUGCGGCAGAGGCGAGCCUCCAGCCCUGGCUACAUCGACUCCCCCACCUACAGCCGCCAGGGCAUGUCCCCCACCAUCCCGAGGUCCCCACACCAUUUCUACCGCUCAGGCACUGAGAGCGGGCGCAGCUCCCCCUACUAUAGCCAGUUAGAUGUGAGGUCCUCCACUCCAACCUCAUACCAAGCACCCAAGCAUUUCCACAUCCCAGCUGCCGGUGAGAGCAACAUAUACCGGAAGCCCCCCAUCUAUAAGCGCCAUGACAACCCCUCUGCAGCCACGAAAAGCAAAACCAGCGAAGACAUUGCACAGUCAUCCAAGUACAGCCCUGCCUACUCCCCGGACCCGUACUACCACUCCGAGUCAGAGUACUGGUCCUUCCAAAGCUCCCCCAAAGCCCCCCGGGCCCGGAGGUUCUCGUCGGGAGGCGAGGAGGACGGGUACGACCGGGGCAUGCACAAGAUCCAGAGCGGCAUCGGCCGGCUGAUCCUGAGGGAGGAAAUGAAGGCUCGGUCCAACUCCUAUGCAGACCCCUGGACACCCCCUCGCAGCUCAGCCAGCAGCAGAGAAGCCCUGCACACAGUUGGCUACGAGGGCUCCCUUAACGGUCUGCUUGUCUCUCCCCGGAUGCACUACCUGGCUGACAGUGAUCCCCUCAUUUCUAAGUCGGCCUCCCUUCCUGCCUACAGAAGGAAUGGGCUGCACAGGCCUCCCAGUGCCGAGCUUUUCCACUACGACAGCACGAAUGCCGUCAACUGGGGCAUGCGAGAGUACAAGAUAUACCCCUACGAGCUGCUCCUGGUGAAGACAAGGGGGAGGAACCAGCUGCCCAAAGAUGUGGACAGGACUCGGUUAGAGCGGCACCUCUCCCAAGAGGAGUUCUACCAGAUCUUCGGCAUGACCAUCGCAGAGUUCGACCGCCUGGCGCUGUGGAAGAGGAAUGAGCUGAAGAAGCAGGCCCGGCUGUUUUAAAUGCAGUGCACUAUAAAUAUAUACAUACCUAUAAAUAUAUACAUAGAAAGAUCUCUAUCCUGCAGCUCUGUAUGAUUCUCGGUGCUGUACGUGGCAGAGGCGCCCUCUGCACCCCUGAGAGUGAAUUGGAGUCUUGCAGA
Nestor notabilis (Kea) is the source of this 2191-nucleotide messenger RNA. RefSeq names its product actin binding LIM protein family, member 3 (gene ABLIM3). Gene Ontology annotation, molecular function: actin filament binding. The transcript is spliced from 22 exons. NCBI's taxonomy places the organism in Eukaryota, Metazoa, Chordata, Aves, Psittaciformes, Psittacidae. The annotation marks the transcript as partial. Gene Ontology annotation, biological process: lamellipodium assembly; cytoskeleton organization; cilium assembly. The record is from RefSeq and is a predicted model, not a curated record. Gene Ontology annotation, cellular component: stress fiber; actin cytoskeleton.